Drosophila rhopaloa is the source of this 1263-nucleotide messenger RNA. RefSeq names its product fas apoptotic inhibitory molecule 1. The record is from RefSeq and is a predicted model, not a curated record. The transcript is spliced from 4 exons. NCBI's taxonomy places the organism in Eukaryota, Metazoa, Arthropoda, Insecta, Diptera, Drosophilidae. The coding region runs from base 443 to 1126 and encodes 227 amino acids. Gene Ontology annotation, biological process: positive regulation of neurogenesis; negative regulation of extrinsic apoptotic signaling pathway via death domain receptors; canonical NF-kappaB signal transduction.
UCGGCCAGAAGCACAGAACAGAACAGAGCCGGAGAGCCAGGCCAAAAGGCAAAGGCAAAGGCAGCCAGCCGGGCCAACUAGUUUUUCUUCAGUUCCUUCUUUGGCUUUUAUUGUGCACGGGUUUGUUGUUUAGUGUGCCAUUGGCGCUAACAACGUGCGGUUCACUCUUGCGGUUUUGUCGCCGACCGGUAAAGCCAGAAAGCGGAAUAAAAUCAAGAGCGAUUCCGGGGCCUAAAACAAAGGUGGAAAGUGCAUUUAGGCAAGAUCUGCAGAUUACACAAGUUGCCCCGCAUUCCAGAGUUCCUUGAACUCCACCAAUAUCCUCUGUGGGUUGUGUAACCCAUUUAGUUGGUUGCACUUUUAAGGCGAUUACUAUAAAUAUUAAUAGGAUUUAUUGAUUGGCUGUCGGUGGGAUCGACGCGAGGCUUUCGUCUGCGGACCCAUGUCCUUUCUCUCGCCCACGUUGCGCCUGGAGAAUCUGUCCACGCAACCCACGAUGACUCAGGAUCAUGUGCCCGAGGACCAGCGCUACAACAAACAGAACAUCGUGGCCCAAUGGUGUGUGCCCAUCAAUGGCAAGAUGUACCGCAUCGAGCUGGAACACGGAACCACCAGUGGGCGGCGCAUGAUUUGGGUCAAUGGUCGGGAGGUCCUGCGUCGCGACUGGAUGUUUAAGUUGGUUGGCGAGGACACCUUUCACAUCGAUCAGACGCGCUGCAUCAUUCGCGUUGAUCCUGCGCCGGGUUUCAAGUACGAGUACUCACUCUAUAUCGAUGGAAAGUCGCACGAGCAAUACACUGAGGAUAUGACGCGGCAGUAUCGACUGUGGCUCUACACAUGCGAUACGGCAGCGGAGGCAGCGCAGGAGUACAGGAUAAUGCUCAAGCUGGACACGCUGAGUCUGUACGUAAACGAUGAGCUGCGCACCGAGGAGUCGGUUUUCGUUCACGGCGGCACAGACACCAAGUUCCUGCUGCAGGACACGGAAUUCGUGCUUCAGGCACGCUCAAGUGGCAAUAAACAUGAUGGCAUCGUUCACACUUUGCUGGCCAAUGGGGUGCCAGUUCCGGAGGCAAAGAUUCAGGAGAUUAUGCAAGAGCCGGUCUCCAUUUUGCAGGGGAACUGAGUGGGGGACACCGGCACCCCCUCCACACGAUAGGAUAACGUUUUGCAUUUGUUGAAUUUUUCCCCCAAUUGUUAAUAAAAGUUUUACGGAAACUGUUUUCAAAACCAAUUAAAAAUAAACUUUUUUCUUAUACAGUA